Molecule: messenger RNA, 1031 nt
Organism: Conger conger (European conger)
Lineage: Eukaryota; Metazoa; Chordata; Actinopteri; Anguilliformes; Congridae
Gene: park7
Product: parkinson protein 7
Exons: 6
Coding region: 140-709 (189 amino acids)
Biological process (GO): guanine deglycation, glyoxal removal; protein deglycation, glyoxal removal
Cellular component (GO): cytosol; nucleus
Molecular function (GO): protein deglycase activity
Source: RefSeq, a predicted model, not a curated record
UACAUGUUUUGUUCGCAUGCGUUUGCCGUAGUUGUUUGGGGGUGUGCACACUCCGGCUUGACUGCAUAACAGACGGUGCUCGGUACACGAUUUGUCUGUCACCGUUUAGGCCUGUGUCCGUGGUACUAUUCUCACAAUCAUGGCUGGGAAGCGAGCGUUGGUCAUUUUAGCCAAGGGUGCAGAAGAGAUGGAGACGGUCAUACCGGUGGACGUCAUGCGCAGGGCUGGGAUCGCAGUGACUGUGGCAGGGUUGACGGGGAAGGAGCCGGUGCUAUGCAGCCGCGAUGUUAACAUCUGCCCUGACACCAGCCUAGAGGACGCCCGCAAACAGGGUCCAUAUGAUGUCGUGUUGUUACCUGGAGGAGCCUUGGGAGCACAGAACCUGUCUGAGUCUUCUGCUGUAAAGGAGGUGCUGAAUGACCAGGAGGGCAGGAAAGGGCUGAUAGCGGCCGUCUGUGCAGGCCCCACCGCCCUCUUGGCCCAUGGCAUUGCCUACGGCAGUACCGUUACAACCCACCCCGGCGCCAAGGACAGGAUGAUGACUGGAGGUCACUAUACGUACUCUGAGGCCCGCGUGCAGAAGGACGGUAAGCUCAUCACCAGCCGAGGCCCCGGGACCAGCUUCGAAUUCGCCCUGGCCAUUGUGGAGGAGCUCAUGGGAGCGGAGGUCGCCGCCCAAGUCAAAGCCCCGCUUAUGCUGAAAGACUGAGGCCACACCCACACACCCAAGGCUACGCCUACUGCUCAUCAGAACGCACUAUAGCCACAUCCAGUCAGAUGGUAGAGUAGGAAAUAUUUAACCUGUCAUAUCAUCGAUGAGGGUAGAUGUUGUGAAACGACAGGAUGUUGCUCAGCACUGUCUGAUCUUUCUGAUUGAACAGUCCUUUAUUUUAGGAAAUGCUGGGCAAAUUGAAUUUAGCCCGGUGUUUUGUGCAUGCCACUUUCCUGAAAUAAACAUGCCCUUCUUAUUCUUACUAAUCUGGCGCAAUAAAAGGGGUGUUGUGUUCUUUUGCACUUCAUUUUGCACUUGA